GGAGUCGGGUGCGGCGGCGGCGGCGGCGGCGGCGGCGGCGGCGGCGGCGGCGGCUGGGCCGGGCGAGGUCCGGUGCAGGUCCGGCGGCUCCGCGGCUGCUCCGCUCUGAGCGCCUGGCUGGCGCGCCCCGCGUCCUCCCUGCCGGGGCCGCCGGGCCGGGGGAUGCGCGCGGCGCCUGGGAGCCAUGGUCCGCUUCGGGGACGAGCUGGGCAGCCGCUAUGGGGGCGCCGGUGGGGAGCGGGCUCGGGGCGGCGGGGCCGGCGGGGCGGGCGGCCCGGGCCCCGGGGGGCUGCAGCCGGGCCAGCGGGUCCUCUACAAGCAGUCGAUCGCGCAGCGCGCGCGGACUAUGGCGCUCUACAACCCCAUCCCGGUCAAGCAGAACUGCUUCACCGUCAACCGCUCGCUCUUCGUCUUCAGCGAGGACAACGUCGUCCGCAAAUACGCCAAGCGCAUCACCGAGUGGCCUCCAUUUGAAUACAUGAUCCUGGCCACCAUCAUCGCCAACUGUAUUGUGCUGGCACUGGAGCAGCACCUGCCUGACGGGGACAAGACACCCAUGUCUGAGCGGCUGGAUGACACGGAGCCCUACUUCAUUGGCAUCUUCUGCUUUGAGGCGGGGAUCAAGAUCAUAGCUCUGGGCUUCGUCUUCCACAAGGGCUCCUACUUGCGGAACGGCUGGAACGUCAUGGACUUUGUGGUGGUUCUCACAGGGAUCCUGGCCACAGCGGGCACUGACUUCGACCUGCGGACCCUGCGGGCUGUGCGUGUGCUCAGGCCCCUGAAGCUGGUGUCUGGGAUUCCGAGUCUGCAGGUGGUGCUCAAGUCCAUAAUGAAGGCCAUGGUCCCGCUUCUGCAGAUUGGGUUGCUUCUCUUCUUUGCCAUCCUCAUGUUUGCCAUCAUUGGCCUCGAGUUCUACAUGGGAAAAUUCCACAAGGCCUGUUUCCCCAACAGCACAGAUCCAGAGCCAGUGGGCGACUUUCCCUGUGGCAAGGAGGCCCCAGCCCGGCUGUGUGAGGGCGACACCGAGUGCCGGGAGUACUGGCCGGGACCCAACUUUGGCAUCACCAACUUUGACAAUAUCCUGUUUGCCGUCUUGACAGUGUUCCAGUGCAUCACCAUGGAGGGAUGGACUGACAUCCUUUAUAACACAAAUGAUGCAGCCGGCAACACCUGGAACUGGCUCUACUUCAUCCCUCUCAUCAUCAUCGGCUCCUUCUUCAUGCUCAACCUGGUGUUGGGUGUGCUCUCAGGAGAGUUUGCCAAGGAGCGUGAGAGGGUCGAGAACCGCCGGGCCUUCCUGAAGCUCCGCCGGCAGCAGCAGAUUGAGCGGGAGCUCAAUGGGUACCUGGAAUGGAUCUUCAAGGCUGAGGAAGUCAUGCUGGCUGAGGAGGACAAGAAUGCGGAGGAGAAGUCCCCUCUGGAUGCAGUGUUGAAGAGAGCAGCCACCAAGAAGAGCCGGAAUGACCUGAUCCAUGCCGAGGAGGGGGAGGACCGGUUUGCAGACCUCUGUGCUGUUGGAUCCCCCUUCGCCCGCGCCAGCCUCAAGAGUGGGAAGACAGAGAGUUCGUCAUACUUCCGUAGGAAGGAGAAGAUGUUCCGGUUCUUCAUCCGCCGCAUGGUGAAGGCACAGAGCUUCUACUGGGUGGUGCUGUGUGUGGUGGCCCUGAAUACGCUGUGCGUGGCCAUGGUUCACUACAACCAGCCGCAGCGGCUCACCACGGCGCUGUACUUUGCAGAGUUUGUUUUCCUGGGUCUCUUCCUCACAGAGAUGUCCCUGAAGAUGUAUGGCCUGGGGCCCAGAAGCUACUUCCGGUCCUCAUUCAACUGCUUCGACUUUGGGGUCAUUGUGGGGAGCAUCUUUGAAGUGGUCUGGGCCGCCAUCAAGCCGGGAACCUCCUUCGGGAUCAGCGUGCUGCGGGCACUCCGGUUGCUGAGGAUCUUCAAAGUCACAAAGUACUGGAGCUCCCUGCGGAACCUGGUGGUGUCUCUGCUCAACUCCAUGAAGUCUAUCAUCAGCCUCCUUUUCCUGCUGUUCCUGUUCAUCGUGGUCUUUGCCCUGCUGGGCAUGCAGCUGUUUGGGGGACAGUUCAACUUUCAAGAUGAGACCCCGACAACCAACUUUGACACCUUCCCCGCGGCCAUCCUUACCGUCUUCCAGAUCCUAACAGGAGAGGACUGGAAUGCAGUGAUGUAUCAUGGGAUCGAAUCGCAAGGUGGAGUCAGCAAAGGCAUGUUCUCCUCUUUUUAUUUCAUUGUCCUGACGCUGUUUGGAAAUUACACUCUGCUGAAUGUCUUCCUGGCCAUCGCUGUGGACAACCUCGCCAACGCUCAGGAGCUGACCAAGGAUGAAGAGGAGAUGGAAGAAGCAGCCAAUCAGAAGCUUGCUCUGCAAAAGGCCAAAGAAGUGGCUGAAGUGAGCCCCAUGUCUGCCGCAAACAUCUCUAUUGCUGCUGCUUUUGUAAAGCACACGCGAGGUGCUGCAUCUCACAGCUCAUCUGUCUCCAGCAUAAACUCACCCAGGCCGCAGAACUCGGCCAAAGCACGCUCGGUCUGGGAGCAGCGGGCCAGCCAGCUGCGGCUGCAGAACCUGCGGGCCAGCUGCGAGGCGCUGUACAGCGAGAUGGACCCCGAGGAGCGGCUGCGCUACGCCACCACGCGCCACCUGCGGCCGGACAUGAAGACGCACCUGGACCGGCCGCUCGUGGUGGAGCUGGGCCGCGACGGGCCGCGGGGCCCCGCGGGGGGCAAGGCCCGGCCCGAGGGCGCGGAGGCCGGCGAGGGCACGGACCCGCCCCGCAGGCACCACCGGCACCGCGACAAGGCCCCGGCAGCGGCCCCGGCGGCGGCGGCGGAGCAGGACAGGGCGGACGCCCCGAAGGCCGAGGGCGGGGAGUCCGGGGCCCGGGAGGAGCGGGCGCGGCCGCACCGCAGCCGCAGCAAGGAGGCCCGGAGCGAGCGCGGCCGCGGCCCGGGCCCCGAGGGCGGCCGGCGCCACCACCGGCGCGGCUCCCCGGAGGAGGCGGCCGAGCGGGAGCCCCGGCGCCACCGCGCCCACCGGCACGCACCCGACCAGGGCAAGGAGGGCGCCGCGCCCGGGACCAAGGGCGAGCGGCGAGCGCGCCACCGCGGCGGCCCCCGGGCCGGCCCCCGGGAGGCCGGCAGCGGCGAGGAGCCGGCGCGGCGGCACCGGGCCCGGCACAAGGCGCUGCCCACGCACGAGGACGCAGAGAAGGAGGGCGAGGUCGAGGACAGGGACAAGGAGAAGGAGCUCCGGAACCAUCAGCCCAAGGAGCCACGCUGUGACCUGGAGGCCAGUGAGAUGAUGGGUGUGGGCCCUGUACAUGCACUGCCCAGCACCUGCCUACAGAAGGUGGAGGAACAGCCAGAAGAUGCAGACAAUCAGCGGAAUGUCACACGGAUGGGCAGUCAACCCUCGGACCUGAGUGCCACUGUGCAUAUCCCGGUGACGCUGACCGGCCCUCCUGGGGAGACCACGGUUGUUCCCAGUGGUAAUGUGGACCUGGAAAGCCAAGCUGAAGGGAAGAAGGAGGUAGAAGCCGAUGACGUGAUGAGGAGUGGCCCCCGACCUAUCGUCCCGUACAGCUCCAUGUUCUGCUUAAGCCCCACCAACCUGCUCCGCCGCUUCUGCCAUUACAUCGUGACCAUGCGGUACUUUGAGAUGGUCAUUCUUGUGGUCAUCGCCCUGAGCAGCAUUGCCCUGGCAGCCGAGGAUCCUGUGCGGACAGACUCGCCCAGGAACAACGCUCUGAAAUACAUGGACUACAUUUUCACAGGCGUCUUUACCUUUGAGAUGGUGAUAAAGAUGAUUGAUUUGGGACUGCUGCUGCACCCUGGGGCCUACUUCCGGGACCUGUGGAAUAUUCUGGACUUCAUCGUGGUCAGUGGGGCCUUGGUGGCAUUUGCCUUCUCAGGAUCCAAAGGGAAAGACAUCAACACCAUCAAGUCCCUGAGAGUCCUGCGCGUCCUGCGGCCCCUCAAGACCAUAAAACGGCUGCCUAAGCUUAAGGCCGUGUUUGACUGUGUGGUGAACUCCCUGAAGAACGUCCUUAACAUCCUGGUUGUCUAUAUGCUCUUCAUGUUCAUAUUUGCUGUCAUUGCGGUGCAGCUCUUCAAAGGGAAGUUUUUCUACUGCACGGAUGAGUCCAAGGGGCUGGAGAGGGACUGCCGGGGUCAGUAUUUGGAUUAUGAGAAGGAGGAAGUGGAAGCUCAACCACGGCAGUGGAAGAAAUACGAUUUUCACUAUGACAACGUGCUCUGGGCUCUGCUGACACUGUUCACAGUGUCCACGGGAGAAGGGUGGCCCAUGGUCCUGAAACACUCUGUGGAUGCCACCUACGAGGAGCAGGGCCCAAGCCCCGGGUACCGCAUGGAGCUAUCCAUCUUCUAUGUGGUCUACUUUGUGGUCUUCCCCUUCUUCUUUGUCAAUAUCUUUGUGGCCUUGAUUAUCAUCACCUUCCAGGAGCAGGGGGACAAGGUGAUGUCUGAGUGCAGCCUGGAGAAGAACGAGAGGGCUUGCAUUGACUUUGCCAUCAGCGCCAAGCCCCUGACACGGUACAUGCCCCAGGACAAGCAGUCGUUCCAGUACAAGACGUGGACGUUUGUCGUGUCUCCGCCCUUUGAGUACUUCAUCAUGGCCAUGAUUGCCCUCAACACGGUGGUGCUGAUGAUGAAGUUCUACAAUGCACCCUAUGAAUACGAGCUGAUGUUGAAAUGCCUGAACAUUGUGUUCACAUCCAUGUUCUCCAUGGAAUGCGUGCUGAAGAUCAUCGCCUUUGGGGUGCUGAACUAUUUCAGAGAUGCCUGGAAUGUCUUUGACUUUGUCACUGUGUUGGGAAGUAUUACUGAUAUUUUAGUAACAGAGAUUGCGAACAACUUCAUCAACCUCAGCUUCCUGCGCCUCUUCCGUGCUGCCCGGCUCAUCAAGCUGCUCCGCCAAGGCUACACCAUCCGCAUCCUGCUGUGGACCUUCGUCCAGUCCUUCAAGGCCCUGCCUUACGUGUGUCUGCUCAUCGCCAUGCUUUUCUUCAUCUAUGCCAUCAUUGGCAUGCAGGUAUUUGGAAAUAUUGCCCUGGAUGAUGACACCAGCAUCAACCGGCACAACAACUUUCGAACAUUUUUACAAGCCUUGAUGCUGUUGUUCAGGAGUGCCACUGGGGAGGCCUGGCAUGAGAUCAUGCUGUCUUGUCUCAGCAACCAGGCCUGUGAUGAGCACGCCAAUGCCAAUGAGUGUGGGAGCGACUUUGCCUACUUUUACUUCGUCUCCUUCAUCUUCCUUUGCUCCUUUCUGAUGUUGAACCUCUUUGUGGCCGUGAUCAUGGACAAUUUUGAGUACCUUACACGGGACUCUUCCAUCUUAGGGCCUCACCAUCUGGACGAGUUCAUCCGGGUCUGGGCUGAGUACGACCCGGCCGCGUGUGGGCGCAUCAGUUACAAUGACAUGUUUGAGAUGCUGAAACACAUGUCCCCGCCCCUGGGGCUGGGGAAGAAAUGCCCUGCUCGAGUUGCAUACAAGCGCCUGGUUCGCAUGAACAUGCCCAUCUCCAAUGAGGACAUGACUGUCCACUUCACGUCCACGCUGAUGGCCCUCAUUCGGACCGCACUGGAGAUCAAGCUGGCUCCAGCUGGCACAAAGCAGCAUCAGUGUGAUGCAGAGUUGAGGAAGGAGAUUUCCUCCGUGUGGGCCAAUCUGCCCCAGAAGACCCUGGAUUUACUGGUGCCACCUCAUAAACCUGACGAGAUGACAGUGGGGAAAGUCUAUGCAGCUCUGAUGAUAUUUGACUUCUACAAACAGAACAAGACCACCAGAGACCAGAUUCACCAGGCCACUGGAGGCCUAUCCCAGAUGGGCCCUGUGUCCCUCUUCCACCCUCUGAAGGCCACCCUGGAGCAGACACAGCCGGCCGUGCUCCGAGGAGCCCGGGUGUUCCUUCGGCAGAAGAGCUCUGCGUCCCUCAGCAACGGUGGGGCAGUACAAACUCAAGGGAGUGGCAUCAAGGAGUCUGUUUCCUGGGGCACUCAGAGGACCCAGGAGGUACCCUAUGAGGCAAGGACACCCCUGGAGCGUGGCCACUCUACAGAGAUCCCAGCGGUGCAUCCGGGAAAACCGGCUGUUGAUGUCCAGAUGCAGAGCAUGGCCCUGAGAGGUCCUGACGGGGAGCCCCAACCUGGGCUGGAGAGUCAGGGACGAGCGGCCUCCAUGCCCCGCCUGGCUGCAGAGACCCAGCCGGCCCCUGACGCCAGCCCCAUGAAGCGCUCCAUCUCCACGCUGGCGCCCCAGCGCCCCCAUGUGGCUCAUCUCUGCAACGCUGCCCUGGACCGCGCCCCAGCCAGCCAGGCUGUGCCCCACCACCACCACCGCUGCCACCGCCGCAGGGACAGGAAGCAGAAGUCCCUGGAGAAGGGGCCCAGCCUGUCCGCAGACGCAGAUGGCGCACCCAGCAGUGCUGCAGGGCCGGGGCCACCCCCGGGAGAGGGGCCCACAGGCUGCCGGCGGGAGCGUAGGCAGGAGCGUGGCCGGUCCCAAGAGCGGAGGCAGCCCUCUUCCUCCUCCUCGGAGAAGCAGCGCUUCUACUCCUGUGACCGCUUUGGGGGCCGUGAGCCCCCGCAGCCCAAGCCCUCCCUCAGCAGCCACCCCACAUCACCGACAGCCGGGCAGGAGCCAGGACCCCCGAGACAGGGUGGUGGUUCAGUGAAUGGGAGUCCCUUGUUGUCAACAUCCGGUGCUAGCACCCCUGGCCGUGGUGGGCGGAGGCAGCUCCCCCAGACUCCGCUGACCCCCCGUCCCAGUGUCACCUACAAGACGGCCAACUCUUCCCCUGUCCACUUCGCUGGGGCGCAGACCAGCAUCCCCACCUUCUCCCCUGGCCGGCUUAGCCGUGGCCUUUCUGAACACAACGCCCUGCUCCAGAGAGACCCCCUCAGCCAGCCUCUGGCUGCUGGCUCUCGGAUCGGCUCCGACCCUUACCUGGGGCAGCGUCUGGACAGUGAGGACACUGUCCGCGCCCAGCCUGAGGACACGCUCACCUUCGAGGAGGCUGUGGCCACCAACUCGGGGCGCUCCUCCCGGACUUCCUAUGUGUCCUCUCUGACCUCCCAGUCCCACCCCCUCCGUCGCGUGCCCAAUGGCUACCACUGCACUCUGGGACUCAGCUCGGGCGGCCGGGUUCGGCACAGCUACCACCACCCCGACCAAGACCACUGGUGCUAGCUCGCUGCACCGCCUCCACCACACACCUGCUCAGCGGGCGCGUUCCAGUCGAUGAGUUUUAUCAUCCACGCUGGGCUCCCAGGGACGCUCAGGGGCACCAAUGCGGGGGCAGCAGCCCCUGGGAGGAGGGGCCUCGCCUUUGGGGCCAGCUGGGGGGAGGCCCCGCUGCUCCCCCCCUCCUCUUUGACGCUGGACCAAUUCCUAAAGCCCUUUUGGAGAGGGACGUGGCUCUCCCUAUCCCCUUGUAUGCUGCCUGCCUGGGUCUCAUACCACAGACCCUACACGGGAAGUGGCUGCAUGUGCUGAGUAGGACCCUGCCAGUCUGAAUCCUGUGUGAUGGAUCCCAGCAUCUGGGGUGUGUGCCUAGAGCCAUUUUUAGGAGGUCUGAAUCUUGUGGAGACCAUCCUUUAUUCAAGUGUGUGGUACAGAGGAGCCCAGCGUGUUUAAGAGCCUGGCAAGACAACACAGUUGACAGUCAACAGCAGCAGCCUUGGGAGCCUGCUUUUGGCUCCAUGCAAGUCUUGUCCGCGCCCACAAACACACACAUGUGUGGCAUUGCCCUUUGUACCUGGGACAGCAAAUGGACACUAGAAGUACACUCACACACUCUCUGUCCUCUCCCAGAUGCUGUCAUCCCUGACAGGGACCAAAUCUGGAAACCAU
Molecule: messenger RNA, 7891 nt
Organism: Neofelis nebulosa (Clouded leopard)
Lineage: Eukaryota; Metazoa; Chordata; Mammalia; Carnivora; Felidae
Gene: CACNA1B
Product: calcium voltage-gated channel subunit alpha1 B
Exons: 47
Coding region: 185-7228 (2347 amino acids)
Biological process (GO): calcium ion import across plasma membrane; chemical synaptic transmission
Cellular component (GO): membrane; neuronal cell body; voltage-gated calcium channel complex
Molecular function (GO): calcium ion binding; high voltage-gated calcium channel activity
Source: RefSeq, a predicted model, not a curated record